Molecule: messenger RNA, 19981 nt
Organism: Equus caballus (horse)
Lineage: Eukaryota; Metazoa; Chordata; Mammalia; Perissodactyla; Equidae
Gene: STARD13
Product: StAR related lipid transfer domain containing 13
Biological process (GO): actin cytoskeleton organization; signal transduction; regulation of Rho protein signal transduction
Molecular function (GO): lipid binding; protein binding; GTPase activator activity
Source: RefSeq, a predicted model, not a curated record
AAACUAUUUUGGUACCAAUGAUAGACAUUAGCUCUUUUUUAGAACUAAAGACCAUCUAAAUCAAUAAGAUCUUAAAGAAAAGUAAUUUUACUUUUUGUGAUAAAUCAUAUUAAAAAUAUGAUGUACAUAAGAUAGAAACAAUCAAAGCAAUGCCUGUAGCAUUCACCUAAUCAUGUAAGACAUCUGUGAUUCAGUAGCAAGAACAAAAACUUCAGAAUUAAAGGCCUUUGGCCCAUCCUUUGUCUGCAGGUAGCAGAUUUCACAACCUGGGAAAGUCCACAAACUCAUCUUCCUUGUUGAUGAACAGACAGGAUUAUAUUAGCACCUCUUAAAACGUUAAUAUGCCACUAAUUACCUGCAAAUCUUAUAAAAAUGCAGAUUCUGAUUGAGCAGGUCCGAGGUGGGGCCUGGGAGUCUGCGUUUCCAACAAGCUCCCGGAUGAUGCCCGUGCUGCUGCUUGUUGAACCUAAGUCUUGCUGGCUCCCAAGCUUUGCUUUUUCUAUUACACCACACUCCCUCUCUGAGGGAGCAGAAGACUGGAUCAAGAGGGAAGUUCAAAGAUGUGUGUGACGUAUUGUGGACUUCAUGAAAUUUCAAUAAGAGCAGUAAGAGAUGACACAAAGCAGCUCAGCAUGAAGUGCCCAGUGACUAUUCCAGAAGAAAGUCUCAUUGGAAUACCGAGGAGGGAGGAGGCCGUGUGUGUAAGAAUGGUCUGGAAAGGCUUCGCAGAGAAGGGGACUGUUGAGUUAGGUCUAGAAAAAUGAGUAGGAAUUGAAGGAGCAGAGAAGAGAACUUCAUAGGCAGUGGGGACAGGGGUGGAAUCUCUUUCCUUCCAAGCAGGAAAACUUUCAAGGCUUUUUGAGGCAAUAACAGGAGAGUCCACCAGGAAAGGCCUUUAAUGCCAGGCUGAAGAAUUUGGAUGAAAUCUUGAUAUGUGAAAACUGGAGCUGAAGAGUCAGGAGGCAGGAAUGUAGAAGGUUACUUUCCUCAUCUGUAAGAUGAGGAAAAAAUAGUAACUAUCUCAUAGAAUUGUUGUGAGAAUGAGAUAAGAUACGUAAGUAAAGCACUUAGAAUGUACUGACACAUAGUGUUAGAAAAUGUGAGUUAUCGUUACUUCAGUACUCUAGGUGUGAAGGUGAAUGAGCCCAAAUCCUGCAUUUAUUUCCACUUAACAAAUAUUAGAGUCUUCUCUUCACUUAUAGAGCCUCUUAGUUCUGUGUUGAGCAUAUGGAUGUCCUUACUAUUGGGUAGUGGUGCUGGUGUCAUCAUUCCACUCUUCCUCGUGGUAGGUGUGUGUAUGUGUCAUCUUUUCUCCAACCUUAGUAAUGAUCAAGGCAGCACCAUGACUUUCCUUUGGCUUAAUGCUGCUUUGUUACUUGUAUCUAUCUUUCCUCCUUUGAUUCUACCCCAGUUAUUACAGGAGAAGUCUUUCUGACCGUGCUCUCUGCUUGUAGGCACAAUAUGAAAUAAGGGCUGUAUUCUGAGAACAACUUAAAAAUCAAUUGGUGAGUCCAGGUUUUCUAAGAAAAAUAAACUCAAGGUGGAAAUACCCUACAGAAGAACUUGACUGGGAGUGACAUUUGAUAUGUAUCAGCCACUUUGAGUUUCCAUAGGUUAGGCCUGCUCCAUAAACCAAGACUUAACAUACUCAAGUGAAAGGCAUAUUACUCGUAUGUAAUUAGAAUAGAGUCCUCUCUGGAAGAGGAAAGAGAGAAUAUCACUAUAUAUCUAAUAUCACUAUAUAGCUUAAAAUGAGCAUUUAUUCCACUCAAGGAAUCAAAGAACAAAGUUUGGCUGUACCCUGGGUCGUAAAAUACUCUCCAAAGAAAAGUCUAGACAUUUAGCUGUUUGGUACAUGUAAUGUUGGCGAUUCCAUAGAAUCAUAAACUCUUAGUUUGGAAAGGACCUUCCUCACUAAGCUAUGACAUUUCCACUACUGUUGACCAAGCUGAAAUGGAAGGCCUCUGGGGUAGAGGACCUCCUGCUGUUGAAGGCAACCUUUUCUAUCUUUGUGCUUGGAACUUGUUUCAGAGUUCUCGCUCGUAUUUUGGGUCAGAACCUCUAAGAUGAGGAUGGGUGAGGGAGCCCCUGAUCUCACAGUGCCAGGUGCUUCGCAUGCAUAAUCUAAUUCAAGCUCCCAAGAGCUUUAUGAGGCCUAACCUCAGUGAGGUGCAUAAUAAUGAACUAAUUUUUAUUUGCCCAAGCAUAUAUAGUUAAUAAGCAGCAGAGCUUGGCUUUGAAUACAAGUUGACACCAAAGCCACAGUUCUUCGUAUUCUAAAACUAUACUUUAGAGCCAUUUAAAAAAUAUUUUGAUAGUUAUAGCAUCUUUUGAAAAUUUGUUGAAAUCUAAAGACCUGUGUUCUAGAAAAAUGGAUAUAUACACAAAAUUUUGCAAACAGUUCCAGAGUUGUGGUGGCUUACAGAUCACAAGUUAAUACACCCAAUGCUACUAUGUCUGUUCAUUAGAACGUGAGCUUCAGUAGGACAGAGAUUGUUGUCUGUUUCACUCAUUGAUUCAUUUCUAUCACUGAGAACGUUGCCUUGCACAGAGGAGGAGUUGAAAAAUAGUUGUUGAAUAAAAGUGAUUCCAAUGUCUGGGCCCAUUCAUCUAGUCACUUAGAACAGGAUGAUACAACUGCAGGAUGGAGGGGUUACUUCUGUGCAAAAUUCAGUAGAACCCUGACUUCCCAACCUUGACCACACGGGACCCAAGAGACCCUACAAGGGAGCUCCCGGGUCCAAAUUUGAGAAAUUAUGCACCAAGUUUGUUUUGUUUGGCUUUUUAACUUUAAAGUCACUUUCUCUUCCUCCACUCUCAGAAAAGAAGUGUCUUUAAUAGUUUCUUUUAAUUAAAAUUUGAAGUACACUAGUAAAAAUAGCACUUCUGAGUAAAUUUUCAGAAAGUAUUUAGAUUAAAAGUGUACGGACUACUUUGUCCAAAUACUUCCUAGUGUCACUGCGGUGUUAUUUAAAUGGAUUUUGCCCAUUGUUUGGAGGUGAGAACUUUAAUAUGCUGAUGUCUCUGUCUAAAACUGAAGGAAAUAUCAGCUCUUAGAAAGUAGUUGUAAGUAUAUUAUAUGUUAUCUACCCCAGCUUUUAAAACCAGGAAUGGCUGAAAAGACAGUUUCCUAUAUCUAGAGAAUGAGUCUGUGCAGUUGACAGUUCUUAGCACUUGCAGUGAAUCUUUCCCCAAAGGCAACAUUCAAGAAAUGAUACAAAAUACUUGUCCCACUAGUCUGUUUUUUCUUGGUUUAGCUUCUGAUUCAGUUGACACAAAGAGUGGGAAGGAAGAUGAUAGUCAUGUAUACUUGGUCUGCUUAUAUAUGCAUGAGACACGUAUAUAUGUAUAUACAUAUAAACCAUGUAGACAAGGAAAGGGAGACCUUAAGAGACUAAAUAACUUAAUCAGUAAGUGGUAGAGCUGGGAUGAUAUUUGGUGUUUUUCAACAGGAGAGUAACAUGAUGGAAGUGCUAUCCUGAGAAGCUAAGUGUUCUGUGGUGUUCAGGAUAGACGCAGGGGAGGCACGAGUAGACACAGAGAGACAAGCUGGACUGUCGGAAUCAUCUAGGCAGCAGGGCUGGUCCCUAUGUGGUGGAGGCAAUAGCACAAGAAGGAAUGGAUGUGAGACGCAUUUUGGAAAAGGAAUCAAUAGACUUUUUUGUUUUCUCUUUUUUUCUUUCUCUUAUUUUGAACACUGGGGUUUUGCCUAAUAUUAUGUCAGGCACUAAGGGAGCUCAAGCCAUAUUAGACCGUAUCUGUGGUUUUUGUGUGGAUGUUUCUCGUCUCUGUCUUCCAUCUGCGAGACACAGGGGCAGUUGGAAAUCAGCUGAAGCAGAGGCUCCUGCUCUUCCUUCAGGGGUCUCCACGCCUCCUGAUGUGAAGCACUGGUCCAGCUUGAUCCCCUCAUCAUAUAAGCAAUAUAAUUAGUCAUACAGCAGAAUAUUUGGAAAAUGGAAAUUUAAAAAAACACUACCCAUAAUUCCACUAUCCUAAAAAUGGUCAUAAUUAUCUUUUUGGUAUGUUUGUUUCUAAUCUUGUUUUGCUAUUUUUUUAUUUUUACAAAAUUAUAAUCAUAGUGUACGAGUGUAGAUUAUCACACACAUCGUUUUGUGCCCUACAUUUUUGAUUUGCACAAUACAUUGAUUGAUUACCAGAAUGCUCUGGGACUGGAUUUUCUAAGGUAAUGUGUAUUGAGAAACAAGCCAAGGCCAAAGCCAGUUCCUGAGACCCCCAAAAUCAAGGGAUGAAAGAGGAUAUUUUAGUUCAUCAAAGAGCGAGGGUAACUUUUGGCAUGUUCUAUCCUUCUGUGCAGCAAGCACAUUUUUGGUACUUAGUAAUUAUUUUCCUGUGAUUGAUGAGUGUUGAGUCACCUUGGUGGAGCAGCAGAAGGAGAAGGCAACCCCUCCCAGCUAUCUAUGUUGUACUUGGUCUGUUUAAACAGGUCCAUGUAAUAAGACACAGCGUGAUUAUGACGAUGCUCUCAGAGGUUGGCCAGAGGCCACUACGUGCUUUGAUAAACAUCAAGCUCUGAAGAAAUAAUAGCAUGAUAAAUUUCAGGACAGUCUCUAUGUAUCCAUACACACACAUAUAUUCUCUAACAUAAAAGAACUUCCCAGAAACACUGUACAAAACAGGCGUAAAUACUCUUUUCUUCCCUUCAUUCAAAGGAGCACCAGGAUAUGGAAUCUUCAAGGGAAGCUACUAUGGGUGUAGGUUUGGAAACUUGCUUUGUCUUUAAAGGUAGAAUUGUACCAAUUUUAAAAGAUGGUUUAACAAAAGCUAGUUUGUGUCACAAUUCCACAGCACCAUUUGCUGGGUAGAUUCAGGAAGUCGCAUAUAUGCUGUCGCUGAGAACCCUUCCUGGCAGACCACCCUUCCUUCCACCCAAGCCUGAAACUCCUGAAUUCAGCCUGCCCUCUUGCUUUGUUACCAUAUUCAUCAUAACCAUUCUCCUAAAGGAGUACCUCCAGAAAAUAGCUGCAGCUGAGAGGUAUCGCCCCAAUUUAGAGCUUUGGCGGAAAAAAGGGGGGAUGAGUCAAGAGGAGCACUGGGGGAAAGGUGUGGUUUUCCAAGUUGAGUUAGGAUCCUAGAAGUCUCUACCACGUGGCAAUUUGAACACUAAUCGUUCUUAUUAAUUGAAGAAGAGAGUGUAGCGUAGGAAAGAUUUUAUCUAUUUUUUUCUUUUCAUGGGCAUUGUUUUUCCUGAUAUUGUCUUCCCCACCUUCUCACCCAGGGCUGCAUCUCUCCAGGCACAGCACUACUUUUUCUGCAGUGCAGAACGAGUCUACUCAUGUUCUGAUUUGGCUGUCCCUACUCUGCUCCCACAGGCGCCCUCUGCACACCUCUGUCGUAGCACCUGUAAUGCAGUUCCGUAAUUGUAACUCUCCCCAACUUUUGCCAUUAUAAAUCAUACUGUCGAGAAGGACAGUGUCAUAUUCAUCUUUGCCCCAUUAGUGCCUCGCACUGUGCCUGGCAUGAAGCACACAUUAGAAAUAUUUGAGUGUGAAAGAAAGAAGCUGUAACAUGAGUUAAUUAGUGGCUUUGUCUUUAUUUAUGACAAACAAGAUGGCAGCAAAACUCAUAUUUUAAUUACACCAGAAGCACCUUUGAUUAAAUCAUUCCUCCCAACCUAAAAGAGGAACCUCCCCUUUUUUGCCCAGCCACCAGCCCUGAAAUUUGUCUUCACAGUCACCUCAAAAUACCAUUCAGCCUGAUGUCCAGGUAUUUUGCUACCAUCUCAAAUUCUUAGUGCUUCUCUCUGUAUGGGAUGUGUUCUGAUGCUGUUACUCCUCCUUGCACCACUGUCCAUUCUUUAAAGUAUAGAUUUAUGGUCUUAUAUUAGGAAUAAGGAGGGAAACUAGUCUAUCCUAUUCUUAGUACACUGAGCUGAAUUUAUCCAAAAAAGUAUAUUUGGUUUAAAUAUAUAAGAAAUGCAAUUGCAUUAUUAAUCCCACACUAUUCCUCCAUAGUCUGUGGGCCAUGGUUAUUUCCAAAUUUUAUUCAAUGCCCAACUGCUACAUGAUAGCAAAAGGUAAAUAUGUACAAUAAAUAUAAUAUAUAAUAAUACAUAAAAUUGGAGACUGGAUCCAGAGCAACAGGUCUGCAUACAAUCUUAAUAAUGGUAUGCCUUUCCCUGGACAAUCUCAAACAUUUACAAAACAGAUAAUAUGGAGAAUCAGUAAAGGAGUUUCUAAAGGAUUCAUCAUAGGAUUUUUUUUUCUUUUUGCUGAGGAAGAUUCUCCCUGAGCUAACAUCUGUUGCCAAUCUUCCUCUUUUUGCUUGAGGGAGAUUCAUCCUGAGGGAACAUCCAUACCAAUUUUCCUCUGUUUUGUAUGUGGGUCACCACCACAGCAUGGCCGCUGACAAGUAGUGUGGGUCUGUGCCGGGGAACCAAACUCAGGCCUCCAAAGCAGAGCACACCAAACUUAACCACUAGACCAUGGGGCCAGCUCCAAUCAUAGGAUUUCUUUAAUGAGCAAGCUUCCCUUUUAUAUUCAAAUUAUAAUUUGAGUCAAUAGUAAGAAAAUAUAUUCACUGUUGUUCAAGAUGGGGAAGGAGGGUAUAGAAUCUAACCAGAUAAAACUGAGGAUAAGUCUCUAAGUGAAGACAAAUUCCACCUUAGAGACUGAAGGAUCCCUUCUAGUAAUUUAAAUGAUCCUUUAAAAAAAAAAAAAAGAAAACACCCAAAAUGAGCAAUUACCUUUAUUUUCAAUUAGAACAAAAAGUAAAGGUUGUAGAAAAUACCAGACAGUAAAUUAAUUAAAAUUUCCAAUAAAAUUAUUGAAAGAAUUAUUAAAAGACAUUGAUGCACAUGAAGACAGGGAGGUGGUUAAUAGCCUAGAUGCAGUAUGGGUCCGUGAAGAACAGCUCACCAAGUACUCUUCAACUUUUUAAUUGAAGGCACAGCAGACAUGCUUAUCAAAUUUGAGGCUAAAAAAAGAUAGCUAAUUUUUUUUAUGCCUUUCAGCCUCUGUCUUUGGAGUAGGGUUGCUCAUCCCUCCAGGCUCCUAAUUUUCACAGGAAACCUUAAACUGUCCUCUGUUUGAUGGUAAAAGCAUAUACUUUUGCCACUAACCAACAGAGUGAAAUAUGUGCACUUAAGGCUCUUUCUGGAGAAUAAAACCUUGAAUUAUCUGCUACCCAAUCUUUUUUCCAAUUCAGGUUGUAGCGACAACAAUAUUUAUGAUGAUUGUCUAAAAGAUAUACAUCAAUUCCUCUAGACAUAUAAAUUUUAUCCUUGAAAAAUUCAGAUCAUCAUUUAUUCCAUUAUUUACUCAUUUAUCCAACCAAUAGCUAUUGAUUUCCUACUAUGUGCCAGGCCUUGUGGUAGGUGCUGAGCAUAAAAUGUGAAUGAAAUAGACAUGGACCAGACAUGACAGUCUAAUGGGAAAAAAAAAAAAAAAAGCAAGCAUAGAUCAUUGAGAAAAUAUGUAUGUAAUUACAAAUUUAGAGAGGUGCUAUAGAGACAACAAAUGGGGUACUGCUUCCGCUUGAGUUAAGUGAGCAGGGUUGGCCUGCUUGAGGAUGUAUCAGGUAAGGUGAUGCUUGAAAACUGAGAAAGAAUCAGCGACGGGAAGGGUUCCAUGAAGAGCAUUCCAGGCUAAGGAGUAGCACGUGUAGACAGAAGACUCUGAGGUGGCAACGUGGAGGAGGCUAGUGAGGAGCUGGGACUGGCAGGCAAGGUACAGAUCCUGCAGGACUGCAUGGCCAAGUAAGUAGUUUGGAUUUCGUUCUAGGUGCAGUAGAAAACUUUUGAAGUAUUUUAAGUGGAGAGGUGAUACAGCGCACUGAGAAUAGCAUGCUUAAACCAUGUUCUUUGCGGGCCUUCAUAGAAAUUACUUUUCCUAAAUAGUGCUUUGUUACCAUACUAUUAUUGGCAUUGAAGGGUACAGAUAAGAAACCAUGAACUAAGGUUUUUUACCAAAUCCGAUAUCACUGAGGAUGGUGAUUCUUUAUGGAGAUCCAGGAAAAUUUUCCUGGGGGGGGUCUCAAUACCUGGUGAUCUGUGUUUAUCUUGAAUUACCAUUUUGUUUAUCUGAUGGAUACGUUGAAUUUUGUAACUGAUCUUGUUUCCCUUUUACUUUGUCACAUAGGUAUCGUACGCCGUAUUUUCACCCACCUCCCGCAAAUGCACAGGGUUGCGUGGCUUGUAUUUCUGUGAACUGAUUUCGGCCUUGGCUUUAUUAUUUUGCUACCCUUACUUUACCUUUUCCCAAACUUACUUAACUAUUUAUUUUAUACUUUUAUAAUAAAGGUAUUUUUGUUGGCUACCUAAGAGAACAAAGCAGAAUUAAGUAGGUGGAGAAGAAAAUCAGGAAUUGAAAGUAUCUCAAUAAUUCCAAUAAGUUGAAAGAUCUGUUCUUAAAUUUGAAAGGUCAUUUGUUGAGCACAGGAUAGAGAGCACUCAUUUAACAUCAGAUUUUAUGAAGUGACAUAAACACGGCAGGGCUCAAGGACUUUGACUAUAAAACAGUUUGAGGCAAUACAGAUAGCCUCCCACACAACACUUAACAUUGUGGAAUGGUGAUUUUCUUUAUCUUCCCUGGUGGACCGUCCCUUGAGGGAAGGGCCCACAACCUAUUCACCCUUAUAUCUUCCAUAUUUACUGCAGUGCUGGGCAGGCAUUCAGUCAAUGUUGAAUUAACGAUUGAGUAAAUAUAGAUUAUAGAAAGAAAACCUCCCAAAAUCUCAGACUGAAUCAGCAGCAGUGCAAUGUCUUGAAUGCAGGAGGUAUGCACACGUCGUGGCAUAUACUACCUUGCUUGGCCAUAUCUAGAGCUCUAAGUUUAGGGUAGGAACCACGUUUCUAAAGUGAUACUGACAGACUGGAGAAGAGCCACAAGACAGCAGUCAGCUUGCUGAAUAGUUAGAAGUUGUGUGGUUUGAUGACAAGGAAUGUUAAGCUUCCAAAAGAAGAUUCUUAUAAGGGACACAUUGGCCUUCUACAAACAUCCAAAGGACAGGCAUAUGGAAGAAGGAAUAGAUUUCUCCUAAUUCCAAAUGGCAGAAUUAGAGCCAGCGGAUGGAAGUUAUAAGGAAAACUUUCUUGAACAGCUUGUGGUCCUUGAUGAGAUAAUACACUUCUUAUAUGCGGGUAGAGCAUUAAUUAAUUGAUCUGACAGCGACUUGUAUAGUACUUGAGUAGCUGGAUUAAGAAAUGUUUAAUAUCCCUUCCAAAUCCAAGAUGUAAAAACAUUAUGCCCAUGGUAGUUGCAAUGAGCAAAUGGAUUCCAUAUUCGCAUGUAACAAAUUAAUCUAAUUAAUGUGCCACAUAACGACUAUUUACAGGUAUUAACGUGACUGCUAAUCCUAAAGGUUUUUUGCAUUAGUUAUAAAAAUGUUUCUGAAGGCAAUAGGCUUUGAGAGGGUGGAAGAGUAGGAAAUCACACAGUUCCAGAUCUUUGAAACAACUUAAAAAACUCAAAGAAUUUUGGUUUGGCUGAAAUGGCUGCGUGUAGGCAACGAGCCCAGGACAAGUCAGGCCAGGCCAGAUGGCUGGCCGUAUGAACUGGAGCUGAUGGGUGGGUCCCCAGGGGAGGGCAUGAGGGCAGAGCACAUGCUCUCAGAGGCCCAAAGAGGUGAAGUUAACCAAAGACAGUAGGGAGGGCUGAGAGACAAAAUAAAGGAAAUCUGUUGCCACCCACAAGUGAAUCUGGAUCUCUUAUCACCCACAGCAGGAUCUGGACUCCAAAUGGGAGACAUGGUCUAAAGCUAGGGAAACUGAAUCAGCAGAGGAUACACUCUGAAACCUUUCAUGGAGGGUCUUGGUCAUGGCUGCGAAUGUUAGCAUCCCUGGCUUGCCUGCAUUGAUCAUUGGGUACGUGGUGCAUGCAUAUUGGGAAAGCUUAUUGGCACAGAGUUGGGUACGUAUAUCACAAAUCAAUUGGUGGAAAUCCUCAAAGGAGCUUCAGAGCCCACAGGAAGGCUUUGACAUUAUCCCGUAACCUUUGGAUUCAAGCAACUUCCAAAGGAGCCCUCCAAAUCAGUUCUGCUUUUUUCCGCCUACCGCUUGUAUCUCAAACAUUUUCCUACUUGGCAGAACUGCCUUCACUCCCUCUAAACAGGCUGCCGAGGAGGCUGGAAUGUACGUGAAGGAGUAGAAGGAGCAGCAGACAGAUGAAAGCACAUUGAGCCAUUCCUGGCUUCUGUAAAAGUGCUUCUAGCUUUCUGCCCUGUGUACACAAGAUUCCAUUGAGCACUAAUCUGGGAUCAUCUGUCAAAAGACUUGAAAAUUUUAAAUACCAAAAGCUUUGUUUAGAGAUCAGAUUUCAGAGUUUUGACUGUAUUUGGAGUGUUUGCCUUGGUAAGAAAUGCCACGGAAAAGGCAGGACAGCAUGCAGAGUCAACCUUGAGGAUGAGCAGACAGCGGAGGACACACAGCCUACCCUCCAAAAGAGGUGCUGUUACACAAAGAGGCGGUCAGGCUGCUGCUUCACUUAGGAUGGGGAUGCAGAUGGGUGGGUCUCCAGAUCUCAGCCUAAGAGGGUGCUGGUUCUCACCAGGUAAUUGAAGGCUCUGGGCUGUGCAUCUUGCGCUCUCUAGUCACCCAGAUCUCAACCACUACAAGAUUUUAGCUAUCUCAUACCUAUAUUUCCAUUUAGACAUUCCAGUGUCAUAUGCGGUUAAAUAGGAUAAGAUGAUUUUCAGUAUAUUCUUUCCAAAUUUUCUCCCCUACCCAAUUUCCCCAGCACCCUUUCAGUGCCAUAAUUUUUCCUUCCCUGUCCUUCAUGUGUGGUAGUGGAAAGAGUUAAAAUAUCAUCAGCUUGGAGAUAGACAGUGGCUCUGCACCUGAUUGCCAUAUGACCGGGGACUUUGCUUCACCUCCAGGAGUCUCAGUUUCCUUUUCCAUAAAAUAGGAUACCACAGAGGGUUGCUGGAGAUUAAUUAAAGACAUGAACUGCAAAUAGCAUAAGGCCUGGCACAUAGUAGGUACUCAAUGCUGUUAGCGCCUCUCCGCCACCUCUUCCCCGCUUUAUUGCUCUUCUGGGUUCCCAGUAUUCGUCUGUUUAUCCCAUCUCUGAAAUAGUCUGAGUGAAGGUUGCUUUUGAUGACCAGAUUAGGAAAGAGGAAAGUAAGUGAAAACUAAAAACUCGUGCCAUCCGUUCUCCUCAUUUUUAAAGAAAAUCCAGCAUCAGUCUUGGAAGAUACACUUGGGAUUUCAGCGCUCUCUCCCGCUCUGAUUCCUUCGGCCCUCUCUUGCUCAUCAGUGUCGGGAAGAACGCUCUCAAUGAGAUGCUUGCAAGACAUCAUCAGCCCCGGGGAGAUUUCCAGUAGUUUCUUGCUUUGGCAUUUACAACGAACAGAACAGAACAGCCCAACCAGGGGCAAUUCUUCUAACUCUGGGAACAAAUGACGAAAUCAGAUUCAUUAAAAGGGUCCAGGUUUCAUAGCAAUAAUUAGCAUAAAACAAGGCAUUAAUGACACUAAUAGGAAAAUAAUGUUACCUAUCUGUUUUAAAUAUGGUAUUUUGGACGUACAAAAUGGCAAAAACAUGGUGAGCAGUUGCAUGGAUUUGUAGAUACUACUUGAACCAUAAGAUAAAACUUGUGCAUGACACAGGGAAGACAGAGAUGUUGAUAUAUAAUCCUUCAGGGAUCCCCUUAUUAACACUCAGAAUCACUUUUAGAAAAAUGAGACUUUAUUGUAAGUUGUCUUUCUUUUAAUCAAGGAAUAAAAAUUACCUUUUUUUUCUUGAUUAAGUUCAAUUCUAGUUCUUCAUUGCCAAUCUCCUAUGAAAUACUAUGUUGUGUGUUGUUACAUCUGUUUACAUAUAUCCAAGAAUACGUAUUUAUGAUCUUGAUGUUUUCAGAAUAAAACACCUCAGGCCUUUCAACGUGUGUUCGUUAUUAUACAAAAAGAAGGCACUGGGGGUUUUUUUUCAAAUGGUAACCUGGCCAUGAUACACUGGAGUGCUUCUCAGGAAGAAUCAUUGCAUUAUUUUUAAAAUGCUGCCAGGUCAGUAAUGAAGUACAAAGUUGGCACUGGGAAUUGCCAAGCUUUCUUUAAGUGUCAUUCACAGCUAUGAAACUACUGCCCAUCAUUUCCUGCCUUUUCCUUGGCUUCCCAGGACAUACCCAAAGUCCCCAAAUUCCACACACUGCUCUUCUUUCUCUCCAUUCUUCUUCUAUUUUCUCCCAAAGAAAAAGUGAUAGCUGCCAGGUAUCUGGCUGGAACACAUGGUUUAUGGCAGGGACGUCCCCUGAGUGGGACCAUCAAGCCAAAAACACAUAGCGGCUGACAUUAGCAUCUCCAUCAGAUGGCAACCAGUGCUGGGUCAGAACUUGGCAAAUGGACCUCACAGGCAUCUAAUAUUGCAAUCUAGGGCUAAACCUGUCUACCAUUAAUGCCCGUGCUUCUGUUGCUACAUAUUAGAUCCCUUUGACCUUUCUCAAAUGAUGACCUGGAACAGAAACCUCUGAUCAAGUCCUAAAUAAGAAUGGAAAGGGAACAAUAUGAUCUGGUGAGAUCUUCCUUUAGUUUUCUGCAUUGAUGCUGAUUGAAACCUAACACUUGCCUACUCUUGCAUAGUUAUAGGAAGAGUCUCACAAUUGCCAUGAGAGACAGUAUGUUCUAGUGUAAGCCCCAGGGACCUUAUUAACUUAUUCCUCUCCAUAGUGAGAUAGUUACAGGAAAGAAGCUGCUUCUCAGAAUCCGGCCAGCAAAAAUUCCCACAGGGCGAGGUGAGAGGGCUGACACAGUAAUAAGAAUUGAGGUUCGAAUUUAAGUCCUGUUAAACUGUUAAUUGAGAGUUUUUCAUUUUUAGGACUAUAAAUCCCCAGGCCAGACUGUGUUUCCGUUUGAGUCAGCCAAAUGUAAGAACAAAUUGGCCCUAUGUUUCUUUUUCAAAGAACUUUAUUCAUUCAGCCCCAGGCUCAGAAUUGGAUAACAUGUUUUCUAUGGACUUUUUUCUCUUCACAUCAAACACUAUUAAAGAGAAAAAAUAGGGGGAAAAAUUCUAAUUACUCCCAUAUGUAUACUCGGAUAUGGCCAAAUUGAAUGACCCACAGUUUCCUUAAACACACACUGGUUGCCGAUCUCCACACGUGUGGGCAUCGACUCUCCUGCAGAGCCCUCCCCAGCCGCUGCCUGUCAGAAUCCCACCCAUUUUUUCAAGCCCACCCGAAUGGCUCCUUCUCCGUGUGGGCUUGUAGCAUCUCCCCAGUCAAAAGUAAUUCUGCUCCCCAACAUUGUGUUUGUCUCUUUUUUGAGGCACCUUUCAAAUAAGGCGCGUGUUAUAAGCUUUGGCAUAAAUUCUCUGUUGAUCCUUAGCAGCCUGGUGACAGUGCCUUCUGCAUGAAUCUGCAUCUUUACGAUGAUUCUUGGCAGUGUCUCAAAUGUUAUAGGUACUUCGUAAGUAUUUUGCUUCUUGGUGAUUAAAAAUUGGAGCAGAAAAAUUAAAGAGGAAUAGAUGCUUAACGAAUAUGCCUGUGCCCAUUGGCUGCAUCUCCCAGUCUUAUCUGUAAGAGUUCUCAACUUCCCAUUGCGAUGGUCAGGAGCCCGGAGUUUAUUUACUUGGGUGUUAAAGCACUUGAAGUGUAUUUUUCACUAGAAAAGCUUUAUUGCGUUCGUUUCUUUGUAACGAAGGGUGGGGAUUUAUACUCAGGCUGUUUGUGCUUAUUUGAAGUAGUUUUUCAGUUAAGACUUUAUCACAUCCAUCUUUUACCUGGCUGCAGCUGUCUUGGAGAAAGGGAAUGUGCCUUCUCGAACUUUUACAACUUAAAAGAUUUCCUAUGCCUAGGGCUUAUUUUCCUUCUACUGUCUUUUCUCUUCUCUCUCUCUCUUUUUCUUUUAACUCCUUUAGUGAGCGUUGCUUCUCGGUGCUUAGUCAGCUCAGAAGCACGUCAAAUACUUGCAUUUGCUUUGGGCAUUGUGGGGCGUAUAGUAGCUGCUGGAACUGCCUCUCUUGGGGUUGGGCUUGGGGUUGGCCGUGCACAGUCCCAUUCUUUCUGCCUCUGAUUGGCUCCCUGGGGUCACGUGAGGACCCGGGGGUUGGAAUUCUGAGUUGUGGCUUUUGGCACUCCUUUUUCUUUUUAAAAAUCGCCUGGUCUGUUGCGCUCUGCUGGGCUCGGUGCCUUGCUCUUUGACUGAGAGUGGAGACAGACAGAAACAGCCACAGGGCAGACUGAGGUGGCAAAAGAAAAUCUACCGAGAUGUUCAGUCAGGGACCCAGGACCCCAGCUUCAGGCUGCUACUAUCUAAAUCCCCUGACACCUGAGGGCCAGGAGAUGUACUUGCGAUUCGAUCAGACUGCCAGACGCUCUCCUUACAGGAUGAGCCGGAUUCUAGCACGCCAUCAGCUAGUGACUAAAAUUCAACAAGAAAUUGAGGCGAAGGAAGCAUGCGACUGGCUUCGCGCUGCCGGGUUCCCGCAAUACGCUCAGUUAUAUGAGGAUUCCCAAUUUCCCAUCAACAUUGUGGCUGUCAAGAACGAUCAUGAUUUUCUUGAAAAGGACCUUGUAGAACCUCUUUGCAGACGACUAAAUACGUUGAACAAGUGUGCCUCAAUGAAACUUGAUGUGAACUUCCAAAGGAAAAAGGCUGACGACUCAGAUGAGGAAGAUCUGUGUAUCAGUAACAAAUGGACUUUCCAAAGAACCAGCCGCCGAUGGUCUCGCGUGGACGACCUCCACACGCUGUUUCCCGGAGGAGACAGAAAUGGGUCCUCAGGAGACUUUAGGAUGAGAAACACGACCAGCAGUGAAAGUGUCCUCACAGACCUGAGCGAGCCGGAGGUCUGCUCCAUUCACAGCGAGAGCAGCGGCGGCAGCGACGGCCGCGGCCCCCCGGGCAGCCAGAGCGCCGGGCGCGAGGCCUUCGACGGCCCCGGGCACUGCUGCGCGGAAGGGCCCGGCAUGCUGGACGCCACGGUGGUCAGCGGCAGCCUCCCGCAGCCCCCUAAGGACGUUCCCAACUACCCUUUCCAGCCAAAGAAUGAGAAACCCACUAGGACCAGAGCCAAGUCAUUUUUGAAACGCAUGGAAACCCUGCGAGGGAAGGGAGCACACGGAAGGCAUAAGGGAUCGGGGCGGACUGGAGGCUUGGUGAUCAGCGGGCCGGUGCUGCAACAGGAGCCAGAGUCUUUUAAGGCCAUGCAGUGCAUCCAGAUCCCAAAUGGAGAUCUCCAGAACUCGCCCACAGCUGCCUGCAGAAAAGGGCUACCGUGCCCAGGCAAAUGGAGCGGGGAAAGCAGCCAAUCAGAAAACAGCAGCAGUGGGGUGAGCACGCCUGGCCUGAAGGAACGGAAAUGCCAGGAGGCCAACAAGCGCGGGGGCAUGUACUUAGAAGACCUGGAUGUGCUGGCGGGGACAGCACUGCGGGACGCGGGCGACCAAAACCACACACAUGAGUUCCAUUCCCAAGAGAACUUGGUAGUGCAUAUUCCCAAGGAUCACAAACCAGGAACGUUCCCCAAGGCGCUCUCUAUCGAAAGCCUCUCGCCCACAGACAAUAGCAAUGGGGUUAACUGGAGGACCGGUAGCAUCUCCCUGGGCAGACAGCAGGGCCCUGGUGCCAGGGAGCCCAGGCUCAUGGCGUCCUGCCACAGAGCAAGUCGGGUCAGUAUCUAUGACAACGUCCCAGGCUCCCAUUUGUACGCCAGCACGGGAGAUCUUCUGGACUUGGAGAAAGACGAUCUCUUCCCUCACUUAGAUGACAUUCUGCACCAUGUCAAUGGGCUCCAAGAGGUAGUGGAUGACUGGUCGAAAAACAUCUUGCCUGAACUGCAAACACAUGAUGCCUUGGUUGGGGAACCUGGUUUAUGCCCCUUCCCGUCUCCUAACCAGAUCACCUUAGAUUUCGAAGGCAACUCUGUGUCCGAGGGUCGGACAACACCCAGUGAUGUGGAAAGAGAUGGGACAUCUCUUAAUGAAUCGGAGGCCACUGGGGUCAGAGAAAGGAGAGAUUCUGGUGUAGGGGCCUCUCUGACCAGGCCAAACAGGCGACUCCGAUGGAACAGUUUCCAGCUCUCGCAUCAGCCUCAGCCGUCCACAGCGUCGCCCCACAUCAGCAACCAGACGGCCGGCCAGCUGAACCUGCUCCAGCGCUUCUCGCUGCUUCGCCUCACGGCCAUCAUGGAGAAGUACUCCAUGUCCAACAAACACGGCUGGACAUGCCUCUCCCCACAGUGUGCCCCAGGAGGCUUCCAUGACCUGGUUUCUGUGAAUUCUAGGUCAGUUCCAAAGUUCAUGAAGAGGAUGAAAGUUCCUGAUUACAAAGACAAGACCGUCUUUGGUGUUCCUCUCAUAGUUCACGUCCAGAGAACGGGACAGCCUCUGCCUCAGAGUAUUCAGCAAGCACUGAGAUACCUGCGCAGCAACUGCCUCGAUCAGGUGGGUCUUUUUCGAAAAUCGGGUGUGAAAUCUCGAAUCCAGGCCUUACGCCAAAUGAACGAGAACUUCCCUGAGAACGUCAGCUAUGAGGACCAAUCCGCUUAUGACGUGGCGGAUAUGGUGAAACAGUUCUUCCGGGACCUCCCUGAGCCUCUCUUCACCAACAAGCUCAGCGAGACCUUCCUCCACAUCUAUCAGUAUGUCCCCAAAGAGCAGCGGCUGCAGGCAGUGCAGGCGGCCAUCCUGCUGCUGGCGGAUGAGAGCAGGGAAGUCCUGCAGACGCUGCUGUGCUUCCUGCACGACGUGGUCAACCUGGUGGAAGAGAACCAGAUGACGCCCAUGAACCUGGCGGUGUGUCUGGCCCCCUCCCUCUUUCAUCUCAACUUAGUGAAGAAAGAAAGCUCCCCCAGAGUCAUACAGAAGAAAUACGCCACCGGGAAGCCAGAUCAAAAGGACCUCAAUGAGAAUCUGGCAGCUGCUCAGGGGCUGGCCCAUAUGAUCAUGGAAUGUGACAGACUCUUUGAGGUCCCACAUGAGUUGGUAGCCCAGUCUCAUAACUCGUAUGUGGAAGCUGAGAUCCAUGCUCCAACUCUGGAAGACCUGGGGACCCAGCUGGAAGAGAGCGGGGCGACCUUCCACACUUACCUGGAGCAUCUCGUCCAGGGCCUCCAGAAGGAAGCCAAGGAGAAGUUCAAAGGCUGGGUCACGUGUUCCAGCACAGACAAUACAGAUCUUGCUUUCAAAAAGGUGGGAGACGGGAAUCCGCUGAAGCUGUGGAAGGCUGCCGUGGAGGUGGAAGCGCCCCCCUCGGUGGUUUUGAAUCGUGUGCUGAGAGAGCGCCACCUGUGGGAUGAGGAUUUUGUGCAGUGGAAGGUUGUGGAAACCCUGGACAAGCAAACAGAAAUCUAUCAGUACGUGUUGAACAGCAUGGCCCCCCACCCUUCCAGAGACUUCGUGGUUCUCAGGACCUGGAAAACUGAUUUGCCCAAAGGAAUGUGUACCCUGGUGUCCCUGUCUGUGGAGCAUGAGGAAGCCCAGCUCAUGGGUGGCGUGCGGGCCAUGGUGAUGGAUUCUCAGUAUUUAAUAGAACCUUGUGGUUCCGGCAAGUCAAGACUGACCCACAUCUGCAGGAUAGACCUGAAAGGUCACUCCCCAGAAUGGUACAAUAAAGGCUUUGGACAUCUGUGUGCGGCAGAAGUUGCCAGGAUUAGAAACUCUUUUCAGCCCCUCAUUGCUGAAGGUCCGGAAACUAAAAUCUGAGUUUUCCCCAGUGUGACAUCAAACUCAGGGAAGAGGAAGCAAAAGCAAAUGCCUGUGGGAGAGAAUGUGCUCGUGAGAAAGCAGGAGAGAGAGAGAGAAACUGAUUGACAUGGUUAACUUUUAAAAAUGGAAACACUGGGAAGUCAGAAUGUUGAAGAUGCAAGGAUUUCUGAGAACUUUCCUAGCCUUCCUGGAGAUGGCUAUAGCCCUACUAAUAUAAUAUUUUUAAAAAUCAGAACAUUUAUCUAUAUUACUUAAAAUUAAAUGGAUUAUUCCUUAUGCAUUGCCUAAUUUGCUAUUUAAAGGCUUCUAAGAAGCGUAUUCUUAACUGUAAAUAAAUGUAUGUAUAGCAUAUGUACAUAUGUGUGUAUAUCUCUAUCUUUACUGUAUAUAUGUAAAAAUCAGUUUUAUAUAUAAUGGCGUAUUUUGAAAAGGAACACGUCUGACUCAGUGAGUCCCUUCCUCACGUGGUUCUUUCCAGGUUGCUCUGGGUCCCAUCUCCCCACUGUCCAGUAAGCUGAGCAGAAUCUGCUGCUAACACCCAGGUGUGAAAAUGUGUGGUCUGUCCAUCUGCCCUGAGGUUUAACCAAAGGUUAGCUAACCAAAGGAAAACAACAUUAAAAGGUUCUUAUGUGUUGUCUGUUUGUGUUCUUCGAAAACUGAAGUGGAGUGUUGGAUAAAGUGAGGAAAAGAAUACUUACUCCUCUUUAAAGCAAAGAAAUGGGUGAAAGUUGUUACCAAAUUUAAGGCUGGGUGACCAGUUGCCACUGGGCCUGGCCAGAUGCAGUUUCAGUGAAAUGUCAGAUACCCACGGACCACUGGAGUCAGCGUGAGAGACUGAACCAGAACCUAGAUGUCCCUGCUGAUCAGAGCUGAAUGUAAUCGCCCGUGCUCGUUCACAGCCAAAGGGAGCCUGUGCGGUUUAUGAAGUUUUCAUAGAUACAUUUCAUAAUGUUCUUAAGUAUCAUUCUGUUUGACCAGUGGCCUUUUUUGGUCACAGUUAAUUGGCGUUUUCCUACCAAGAUAUCGCACUGAAUUUAACUCUGGACACCAGACAAAGGGAGAUGAUGGUCAUUCAAGAGCCCCAGACCGUUACAGCUUCAGGGAAUUCUUAUUUUGCUACAUGUGAUGUUCUUAAGAGAUAAUGUAUUAAAGUUUUGCAAUCUGAAAGACAGGGUUUUAAGCUAACAUUAGACCAAAACUAUGUUCUUCAAUUAGUUUUAGAAAAUAUAAACAGGUUUGUUAAUUCCACAUUUCUUCAUUAGCUGGUCAAGCUACCUAUGCGUUUGGCCCAACCUUAUUUAUUAUUGUAUAGACUAAGCAAAUUGACUCUCCUUAGCCAAUUGCUAGUGGAUUUGUUUAUUAUAAUUCAACAACUGUAGAGAGAAAGAUAAUUUAUUGUGUUUGGUUUCAGAGAGAGAGAUUUUCUUUGGUAAUCCGUGAGAGAGUGGUAUCAUAAUUUAGCAAGUGGGGUUGGAGGAAAAAAAGAAAAAUUUAAAUGAGUGUUUUCCUUUUCUUUUUUUGUAUUGUAUGCAUUCAUAUAAUGUUUUCUCUUAUCAGCAAUGUGCAAUUCUUUUUUUGAGAGGAAUAAAAAUGCUAUAUAUGAGUUCUGUAUAGUGCAAGGAGAAUCAUACUCUUUGAAUUAUGACCUAGGAAUUUUUCAUUUUCUGGCCUACCUAAGAAGGUGGAGCAAAGCCAUAAUUUUCCAUUUGGGUAGUGCUCUGUGAGCGAAAAAAUUCACUUCUGCCAUACGUCUUAAAUUUAACCAUAUAUGCUGGGUUACUUUAAUAUGCAUAGACAUAUGCAUAGUGAAGUUGAAUCUAGUUUCACACUGGUCCUACUCCAGAGAUGGGAGCCUGUGUGUUUGGAGAAUUAGACAGGCACGCAAGGAUGGAUGGUAUUGUAUCACCAAAUUUAACGUGCACAUGAAUCGCCUGGAGAUCUUGUUCAAAUGCAGACCCUGAUUCAGGCAGGCUGGGUGGGCCUGAGAGUCUGCAUUUGUAACAGGCCCCGGGGAUGCCCAUGCUGCUGGCGGGAAGAUCCCACUCUGAGAAGCCAGGGUCUACAGCAGAGUUAAAACAGAAUAAAAACGAAUAGGAUUGUAUUUCUGACUCCUCUUCUCUUCAAAUUACCUGACUUUUUUAUUUUUAUGCACAUGCUAAUCACAUCGCUGCUGCAUAACAACACAGUGCAUCUAAAAAAAAGAAAAAAGAGGAAAAAGAUGCAUCAAGCUUAUUUGUCAAAUACUGCAGUAUUUUAUUCAUUGUUAUCUUGCCAAUGGAAAUAAAAUAUGAUAUUGCAUUUAAAUAUUAUAUUUAUACCUCAUGUAUAUUUUUACCUCAAUUGUUGAUAUCAAUCAUCAAUUGUAAAUAAAUAAUUGCCAAAGCAAA